UGUUGCCCAUCACGCGCGUGAUCGUUUUUGCAGAGUGACAGCACAUAAUCGGUGGUUAACAGGUCUGCAGCCGAGCACAGUGGGGCUUGUUUUGCAUAACCAUCUCCUUGGAGGACCCCUGCCAGUCCACUUAUUGAGCGUUUUAUUUGGAAAGGCACCGCACUUUGCCUUUUUGUGAUGUCACUCUGCGUGCACGAUGUGCGUGCGCGUGAACAUUUUCCCCCAGACUAGUCGAGCCCAUCCCGCAGCAGGUGGUCUUAACAUGUGGAGCAUGUCCCCUGUAAUUGGGAGAACAUAAGAUGAAUCUGUGAGGACACUCGAUGUGAGAGAGGUGCUGGAAUCUUCUGGACUGUUUGUGGUUUGCGAUGCUCGGCAGGUCUCCUCACCUUAUCGGGGGGAUCUUAUGGAUUCAGAAUCCGAUGAGAGCUGUUCACUGCAACCUGAGCCAGAAUGGCAUCGACCACCAGCUGUACCCUGAAGACAUCGAAUCGCAGCUGGAUGAAGACGAGGAGUGUGUUGACGGCCCGCCAGUGCCGUUGGAUGACGACAGCCCGAGCUACCACGACAUAAGCCCGUCCAUUUUUCAGCGCCGUUUGCCGCCACAUCGCUCCGUGUCAGAGUCUGAGCUCACACGGCCAGGAUAUGUGAAGCUGUCCAAACCGGUAGCACUGUGGACCCAACAGGACGUUUGCAAAUGGCUGAAGAAACACUGUCCGAAUCAACAUCAGAUCUACAGCGACUCCUUCAAACAACAUGAUAUCACAGGGCGGGCUCUGAUGAGACUGACAGACCGGAAGCUGGAGCGAAUGGGCAUCAUCCAGGAAGCAGAGAGGCAAAACAUCCUGCAGCAGGCCCUGCAGCUCCGCGUCCGUGAGGAAGUUCGAACCCUUCAACUUCUCACGCAAGGGUCUCUGGAAUGCGCCCCAUCUUCACCAUAAUUCCGAUGGAGCUGUCACACUAGUGACCACCACCUUGAUAACCUACAACUGGACCGCCAGUACCUAAUCCCGGGACUUCGUACAGCUUUCCGUGUCAUCUCAUCAGUGGGAGGAUUGGAAACAAUCUCGUACAUUCUUCCCAGCCACUCCUGAAAAUCCUCCCACAAGUUCCAACCUGAUGUUGCUUCGCAGGCCAAACAAUCAUGCCAGAAUUCUGCAAUCUGAUCAACACUUUCCAUGACAUGAAUCAAAUCUCAACUCAUUACAUUGGCCAGUAGUUCUAAGAAAUCACCCAAAAUCCUUUUGUACUCAACAUUGUCUGCAGAACAAUGAGAGCUCAAAUCAUUAAAUGACGGACAUUUUCUGCAGUGUUGGAUUCCCUCUAAUCAUAUCGUACUUUAUGUUCUGUGGCUGGCUAUAAGUCGUCCCAAAAGUCAAUUUCACUCUUACAUUAACACCUUUAAGCCACUCCUUAAAACUGUCACUCAGACUUGACUGUAGCACUUGAAGGUUUAUGUUCCCCUGUGGGAAGGCUGGUCCUAAUCCAAUUUAGGGCUUUUGUGAAGUGGCUAGACAAUUACUGUUCAUAAAUCCUCAAUUCUUCCUCUGAUGGAUCCUAAUAACCACAAAAGGGAGACAAACUUUACGUAACCUUGUCCAUGUGUUGUCCGCUCUCAAUUUCCUCUCUAUCGCCACAUCGAGUAGACGUCGUGUAAACAGCAUUUGACAAUGCUUGAUGUCUUACUUCCAGUCUUCGUUUUCUGCUUUCAAAGAUGGAGACCAUUUUUAAAAAAAUAAUAAUAAAUCAAUCCAAAGUGGUGCUCCAUGA
Messenger RNA from Syngnathoides biaculeatus (alligator pipefish), 1767 nucleotides. RefSeq names its product sterile alpha motif domain containing 12 (gene samd12). Gene Ontology annotation, biological process: cell surface receptor protein tyrosine kinase signaling pathway. The coding region runs from base 366 to 938 and encodes 190 amino acids. The record is from RefSeq and is a predicted model, not a curated record. Gene Ontology annotation, molecular function: protein binding. NCBI's taxonomy places the organism in Eukaryota, Metazoa, Chordata, Actinopteri, Syngnathiformes, Syngnathidae. The transcript is spliced from 5 exons. Gene Ontology annotation, cellular component: cytoplasmic side of plasma membrane.